Molecule: messenger RNA, 1230 nt
Organism: Paramecium pentaurelia
Lineage: Eukaryota; Ciliophora; Oligohymenophorea; Peniculida; Parameciidae
Source: the annotation of a GenBank genome assembly
AUGAGCUAUUCUACCAUAGAUGAGAGAUUGAUGGAUUCACCAAAAAGAACAGAAAGCACAGAUAUCUAAUCUGACAGUUAAAUGUUAAAGAAGGGAUUUAAUCCGUCAUUCCUAGGAAUUUAAUAAACAUCAAAAAUCACUGUACUUAAUUAAGCUAUUAAAAGGUCUCUAGAAGAUAUCUCGAUACUAAAACACAUGGAGUUUAAUUAUAUUAUUAGGAAUUUACUCCUUAAUUUGUAGAUGCUCAAGUAAUUAUAGUUCAUGGAUUUGGUGAGCAUUCUGGAAAUUAUCAAUAAGUAAAUUCGAAUUUUAUUCAUUCUAGUUGACAGAUUGUUUUAUACUCAAUAAUUUUAAAGUUUAUCUCUAUGACCAAAGAGGAUUCGGUUAUUCUGGAGGUAUAAGAGGCUAAGCUACUGUUGAAUAAAUGCAUAUGGAUUUAGACACCGUUUUAUAAUUAGUAGAUAGAUCAAUUCCUUUAUUUAUAUUUUGCCAUGCUCUUGGUGCUUCUAUGAUCAUCAGUUUCUGUUUAAUGAAUCCCUCAUUUCAAUUUUAAGGACUUAUUUGUAGUAGUGCUUAAUUAAGAGUACCAGCCAAAUAUGGAAAAAUUAAGAUGCUCACUCUUAAGCUUAUGACAAAACUAUGUCCUGAACUUUAAGUCAAUACAUACUAAAAUUUAUCAUAUGCUUCAAAAAAUAAUCAUCAUAUUAAAAAACUUGCCACUGAUCACCUCAUGCAUCCUUAUAUGAGUAUCUAAUUUGCAUACAAUGUACUUCUAUUUUAGCAAUUUAUUUUGCCAAAUGCAACUAAAUUCAAAAUCCCUAUCUUAUUAUUGCAUGGAAAAGAAGACAAGGUUGCAUCUCAUUUAGAUUCCCUUGAUUUUUAUAGACUCAUCUAAUCCAAAGAAAAAACCCUCAAAAUAUUUGAACAGGGAUUUCAUGAAUUACAUAAUGAUUCUGAAUGGUCAAAAAUGAAAAUAAUCAUCACUUAAUGGUGUACAAAAAUGUUAAGCAAAGAUAUUAAAAUGUCCUUUAUGAGGGAACACAAUUAUGGAGUGAUUGUUAAAUAAUACAGAAGCAAAAUUAGAAUUAUUAUUACUAUACUUCUAGUUUUAUUCAGAAAGUAAUUGAUUUUAUAAAUUCUAUUAGAAAAUACGCAUGUUUAAAAGCAAGCACUAAAGUUAGCAUAAUAAUAUUUAUAGAGUUACUUCUAAGAGUUUUCAUUUCUAAUUGA